AUGGAGCAGUGCGCUUGCCUCUGCGGCGUGGGCUCUUCGAGGGGCUCUUCGCGGGGAUGUCGGUGUCCUCAGAAGCACAAGCGCCCAUCUGAGACAGCAGCGGCCAAGGGCAAGGGGUGUAGUCAGGAGUGCCAGGGCCCAGCUGAGAAGGCAGCAGCCGAAGGCAAGCCGGCCCUAGCAGAAAAGCACCUCGAGGCGGAAGCAGCAGCGCGGUGCUGUGCGGGGAGUGGAGGAAUCUCGAGCCCCAUGCUGCCCCCGCACUGCUCGCUGCAGGGCCUGCCUCCCGAGCUGCUAGUGGAGAUCUUCGCCUCGCUCCCCGGCACCGACCUGCCCAGCCUGGCCCAGCUAGAUACUGAGGACUAUAGAACACUGCUGAAUGUCGUGGUGGAUGGCUUAUGCAUUACUGGUUGGACGUGCUGGCCUCCCCUUAACACCGAUGUGGAUGGCCCAAUGGAAUUCGAGCCCUUGUUUAGAAUUCGCCUGGCGGAGUGGAAAUUAGCCCUGGUGGAGUACUACAUGGACACCUUCUACAGAUUUUCCCACAAAUGCCACCUGCAGAUUCAGAAGGACAGGUUUAGCAUCCAGUGGUUCAAGAGAGACCACCGAAAGGACGGACCGCCAUAUCACUGCCUGACCUACCGCCGCCUCUACCUCCCGCCGAGCCACUCGGAUGACCUCAUCAGGCCAGGCCUCUUCCAAGGCAAAUACGAUGCCGGCGGCCAAACGAUUGCCAUGCUCAGCUUCCAUGGGAAGUAUGCCAGGUUCACAAAGAUCCUUAGCUCUUCAGCCGCUGACGAGGUAACAGCUCAUCUGGCUGCUGCAGGGCCUGUGGGAAUGGCUGCCGCCGCUGCUGUGGCAACAGGGCAGAAACGGAAAUGGCCUCACGUGUUUGAGCGGAAUCCAUCCAUCCGGAAGAGACAGAAAACACGCAUGCUUCGCAAACUUCGAGCCAUGUUAGAUGAAUAUACUACUCGCGUGGGGCAGCAAGCUGUUGUGCUCUGCAUCUCACCCUCCCAACCCAAACCGGUCUUUAAAGUAUUUGGGGCAGCACCGUUGGAGCAGGUGGUGCGUAAGUACCAGGGCGUGAUCCUGGGGGACCUGGAGUCCGCCCUGGCCCAAUGCGCCCCCGGGCCGCAGGAGGGUAACUCGGAGCUGCCACCUCUCACCAGCGACGGGAUUCCAGUCUCUGUGAAUCAAAUGACCCAGGCCCAGCUGCGGGCAUUUAUCCCAGAGAUGCUCAAGUACGCCACGGGUCGGGGAAAACCAGGCUGGGGCAAAGAAAGCUGCAAGCCCACCUGGUGGCCUGAAGACAUCCCGUGGGCCAAUGUCCGGAGGGAUGUCCGCACGGAAGAGCAAAAGCAGAGGGUUUCAUGGACCCAAGCACUCCGGUCCAUAGUUAUAAACUGUUAUAAACAGCACGGACGGGAGGACCUUUUAUGCGCUUUUGAAGAUCAGCAAACACAAGCAGAGGCUGCAACCACACAGAGUAUAGCCCAUCUUGUUCCAUCAGGGACCGUAGUCCAGACCUUCAGUAACCCCGAUGGCACUGUCUCACUUAUCCAGGUUGGCACAGGGGCAACAGUAGCAAUGUUGGCUGAUGCUUCAGAAUUGCCAACCACAGUCACUGUUGACCAAGUGAAUUAUUCUGCUGUGGCAGAUGGAGAGGUGGGACAAAACUGGGCCACGUUACAAGGAGGUGAGAUGACCAUCCAGAGGGCGCAAGCUUCAGAGGCCACACAGGCAGUGGCAGCUUCGCAGGAGAUGCAACAGGGAGCUACUGUCACCAUGGCGCGCAACAGUGAAGCUGUCGCCACAUUGGCCGAAGCCACCUUGCAAAGUGGGGGACACAUCGUCCUGUCUGGGGAAACCGCAGCAGCCGUUGCAGCACUUGCUGGAGUCCAAGAUGCUAACGGACUGGUCCAGAUCCCUGUGAGCGUGUUCCAAACUGUGCCUGCAAUCCCUUGGGUAACCAGCCUCACUCAAGGCAACGGGCCGGUGCAGGUGGCCAUGGCCCCUGGGGACACCAGGACAGCGGGUAGCACCCCUGCCAUAGAUGGCCAGGCUGUGGAAAUGGUGACGUUGGGACAGUGA
This is a messenger RNA of Myotis lucifugus (little brown bat), 2091 nucleotides long. RefSeq names its product nuclear respiratory factor 1-like. NCBI's taxonomy places the organism in Eukaryota, Metazoa, Chordata, Mammalia, Chiroptera, Vespertilionidae. Gene Ontology annotation, molecular function: DNA-binding transcription factor activity, RNA polymerase II-specific; RNA polymerase II cis-regulatory region sequence-specific DNA binding. The record is from RefSeq and is a predicted model, not a curated record. Gene Ontology annotation, cellular component: nucleus. Gene Ontology annotation, biological process: regulation of transcription by RNA polymerase II.